Camellia sinensis is the source of this 828-nucleotide messenger RNA. Lineage: Eukaryota; Viridiplantae; Streptophyta; Magnoliopsida; Ericales; Theaceae. The record is from RefSeq and is a predicted model, not a curated record.
AUGGGGGCUUACUGUGUUAAGAAUGAGUUUCCUAGGCUGUAUAGUCUCUCAACUGAAAAGGAGGUGUCUUUGAGAGUGGUGUCACAUAGGAAUGAAGCCUCACCCAGGUGGAUUUUCAAGUUUAGAAGAAGGUUAUUGGGUUGGGAGAAUGAUGAGCUUACAAGGUUGAGUACCUUCUUGGAGCAGAAUUUGGUUGGCCUAUCGGAUAGGGAGGAUCGUCUUGGGUGGUUGGCAUCUCCUUCUGCUGAGUUUUCGGUCUCAUCUCUGUAUUCUUUGGCUUUGCCCUCAGCUCCAGUACUGGUAACAAAGUUAAUCUGGAAUAAAUUUUCUCCCCCAAAGGCUCAAUUUCUCGUCUGGCUAGCUUGGAAGGGGAGACUAAAAACAGCUAGUUUUCUACAGAGGAUAGGUGUGUUGGAACCGGAAGCAUCUGCCAUGUGUGUGUUUUGUCAUGAAGGGCUUGAAUCUGUAUUUCAUCUUCUUAUAUGGUGCCCGUUUGCUUGGAGAAUUUGGUGUGAUCUGAUGCAGUGGUGGGGAUUGUCUUGGGUAAUUCCACAAACAGUGGAAGGGAUUCUUAAUUGGUGGAGGGGCUUCAAGUGGAGGCAUAAUCUGAAUGUGAUCUGGCGAAUUAUACCAGUUGCGGUUUUGUGGUCGUUAUGGAAAUUCAGGAAUGAGAAAGUCUUCUGUGAAAGUCAAAUGCACUUGGAGGAGCUGUGUGAAUUAAUCAAGACAAGGAUCGCGUUGUGGGCCAAACUCUAUACUCUAGAUUGCUGUUACUCAGUGCAGCAGAUUAUCUGCAACAUUCAGGAGAUCCGGCUGGGAAAUGGCUAG